AUGCGUACCUUCCUUUUCUUUACGGUUCUUCUCUUCUUCAUCUUCACCGUAAUCUCCUCCACCACCACCACGGUUGCCACCGCUGUCGUCGUCACCGCAACACCCGCAACACCCACAACACCCGCAACACCCACAACACAACAAUCAUCUGUGCCAGCUUCCCCCGUCAAAGGCCAACGCGAUGGCCGCCGUCGCAAUGCAGCUAAAUUCUUCGGAUACAUUCGGACAAACCGCACAAUGUAUCUCCACAACCAAACCGAAUUAGCGAAUGAGUUCAUGCACGCGCACAACUGGGUGAGAAAGGAAUACAAACUACCGGCGUUAGCAUGGAGCGAGGACCUCGCGGACGUCGCGAGGAAAUAUCUCUCGGAAAGGUACGAGGAUUGUAAACUGGUUCAUUCUACCGCGAAUUUCGGCGAGAACAUGUUCUGGGGGAAGAAACUGCACUGGACACCUUCUGAUGCGGUUUAUUACUGGUACAUGGAGAAAGAUUCGUUUGAUUUCAGCACGCUCAAGUGCGAGCCACCACCGAAACUUUGCGAACAUUUUACGCAGAUGGUUUGGAGGGAUUCUUCGCAUGUUGGAUGCGCGUUGCAGCAUUGCAAGAAUAGUGACAAUGGAAUGCUUAUCGCCUGUGAGUAUGAUCCACCGGGUAAUUUUGUUAAUGAGAACCCUCUUGUUCAUUUUACUUAA
This is a messenger RNA of Lathyrus oleraceus (garden pea), 693 nucleotides long. RefSeq names its product pathogenesis-related protein PRB1-3. The record is from RefSeq and is a predicted model, not a curated record. NCBI's taxonomy places the organism in Eukaryota, Viridiplantae, Streptophyta, Magnoliopsida, Fabales, Fabaceae. The transcript has a single exon. Gene Ontology annotation, cellular component: extracellular region. The coding region runs from base 1 to 693 and encodes 230 amino acids.